ACAAACAAACAUGUCUUCGAGGACGCUUCCCCUGCUUUUCAUUAAUCUUGGUGGAGAAAUGUUGUACAUUCUGGAUCAACGUCUACGAGCUCAGAACAUCCCUGCUGACAAAGCCAAGAAAGCUGAUUGGAUAGAGGAUGACAGAAGGAGAGUGAUGAAUGACAUCAUCACCACCAUGUUUAAUAAGAAGUUUCUGGAGGAGCUGUUCAAGCCUCAAGAGUUGUACUCCAAAAAGGCUCUGAGGACAGUGUUUGACCGACUAGCCCAUGCUUCAAUAAUGAGACUCAACCAGGCUAGCAUGGACAAGCUUUAUGACUUGAUGACCAUGGCCUUCAAGUACCAGGUGCUCCUCUGCCCAAGACCCAAAGAUAUACUCCUUGUGUCCUUCAACCACAUGGAUGCCAUCAAAGACUUUGUAAAGGACACACCAAGUAUUCUCAGCCAGGUGGAUGAGACAUACAGACAGCUCAUUGAGAUAUAUUCACCAUUGUCUAGUGGUGAGUUUCAGCUAAUUAGACAGACUCUACUCAUCUUCUUUCAAGACAUGCACAUACGAGUGUCAAUCUUCCUCAAAGACAAGGUGCAGAAUUCCAACGGACGUUUUGUCCUCCCUACUACUGGUCCUGUUCCCCAUGGAACACAAAUUCCUGGACUCAUCAGAAUGUUCAGCUGCAAUGGUGAGGAGAUAAAGAGGCUACAGUUCCGUAAUGGUGGGAACUAUGCCGGUGCUCUCCGUGAAGGAUCCUUUGACAUGUUUGGAGACAGGGUCAUCAAGCUGGGCACCAAUAUGUAUAGUGUAAGCCGCCCAGUGGAAACUCACAUGUCAGGAACAUCCAAAAACUCUGCACAACACACUAAGGUUAACACAGCUCCUAACCCCCUAGCCAAGGAGGAACUGAACCUACUCGCUAGGUUAAUGGGAGGUUUGGAGGUGGAAAAAACAGUUAAUGCUGACAGCGGCUUUAGAGUCAAUCUCUUUGCCACAGACCAAGAAGAAGAAGAGGCUUUGAUAUCGAGGCCAGAUGAACUAUCAUAUGAAGUCAUAAACAUCCAAGCAACAAAGGAUCAGCAGGCCAACGCGGAGCUGGCCAGGAUCAUGGGGGAGUUCACAGAGGCAGGAGAGCCAUGUCAAAAUACCAGCAGCAAAGGUGAUGACCUUUUGGCCAUGAUGGAUGGACUGUGAUAUGGUCUCCUUGACAACAAUGUCUUGGGAAAAGACCGAGUGGGUUAGGAACUGUGUUCUACUGCAGAACAACCCACAAAAAUAUGUCCGCUGACCCACGCACACACACAACAUCUUGGUGAGCAUGGGGAUUUGAAAUGCCCUUGUGAGCAGGUCAUUUAAUUUGGUUGAACCAGUGACUUCCUUGCUGUGCUUGAAUCUUCCUUUCAAAAGUUCUGAUAGCCUAAAAAAUACAGUAGGUAAUCAAUAAAUGUUGUCUUACUGAAGCGUUAAUUUGUGUCUUUGACACUUAUGUGCACCAGUUAAUUUGGUGAUUAUCACCAUGAAAUGAUUUCCAAAUGACAAUGUCUUGGACUUUUUACUAAACAGGUUGGUUUGGCAUUUUCAUUUAACCCUUGUUAUCUUCGGGUCAUUGUGACCCACCGUCGUAUUGCGACAACUUUACCGCAUACAAAAACAAAGUGAAGCAUUUUCUUUUAACCGUCGGGCUGUCUCAGACCCCCCACAUCGCGAGGGUUAAAAGAAAAUUCAUUUUAUUUGUUUUUGAAUUGGGUAAAGUUGUCGCAACACAAUGAUGGUUCGUUGUGAACCUUUGGGUCAUGUGACCCGAAGGCAGCACAAGGGUUGAGUUAACUCUAUAUUCCUUAUGUUAUCUCCCCAUGAGAUACAAGGUCCUGGUUUACUUGUUCACAGUUUCUCAGAAUGUAAAGCCUGUAGAGGCCUUCGUUUUGGUAUAAUGAACAAUAACCUAAAUUGACUGUGUGGGCCCUGAAUGGAAACCCAAGUGCACUUGUUUUUGUGAUUUGUAAGCACAGAUCCUAAAAACAUUCCCAAAUAAGGCGCUACAGUACCUAAUGUUAGCUGUAUUCUAUUUAGCUGUACAGGAUUUAGCUUGUUUUUCCAUCACAAAAGUAUCAGCUACAUGUGUGUCUGUCUAUAAAGAAAUUAUGUACCUAACUGCAAUAUGUCAUCAUCAAUUGGGAUGUUAUUGUUCAAGGGUUUUAGUGUGAGAAAACAUUGAGUAACCAAUAUAUCAUAUUAAAGAGAUGCAAUAUGACCUAUGGUCCGACAUACAAAUAUAUUUAUGGAAAUGUUAUAUUUAUUUUAAUUUGUUGGGUUUUCAUUAUGCUUUGUUUUGGGGGGUUGAGUAGAUAUUCAGAAUAAUGUCAAUUUUGUAAUAAAUAGAUUCAAUAG
Molecule: messenger RNA, 2377 nt
Organism: Osmerus eperlanus (European smelt)
Lineage: Eukaryota; Metazoa; Chordata; Actinopteri; Osmeriformes; Osmeridae
Gene: oscp1b
Product: organic solute carrier partner 1b
Exons: 11
Coding region: 11-1183 (390 amino acids)
Biological process (GO): transport
Cellular component (GO): cytoplasm; plasma membrane
Source: RefSeq, a predicted model, not a curated record